AUGGCACGAUUAUGUCAUUUUCAUGUCCGUGAACUUCACACAUCCUCGAUGAAUCCAGUGCUGCUUGCAGCCACUUGUGUAUGGAUCGCACAAGCUGUUACCGAGCACCACCAGGUGUCCCUGCACGCGAGCAUUGAUGCACAUGGAAACAUGCACAAGGAAAACUCUCGCAUGAUGCGACGAGAGGCAAAUGACAACCUCUUAGAGGAUGCUGGCCAAGACCUGGGCAACGUCGAAAUCCACAGUGAUGAGGAAGAGGAUGCGUCCAUGGAGGACGUGUUUGGGGAUGUCAGCGGUGACGAUCUGGCGGAGAGCGAGGUCAAUGCCACGUUUCCUUAUUACAGGUUCACUCUCCUCGCCACACGCGAGCAGGGCUUCACCGGCGAUUUUGCUGAGUUCGCACUCUUCGAUCCGAAAAACCAGCGGAUCGACUUGUCUCCUGGAGGACCCGCUGUUCUGAGCGCAACGCUGGUAGAUGACAUGAACCAGACGAUUACCGGCAGCUGGGAUCCCAAGUACGCUCUGGACGGCGACCUGCAAACCAAAUUGAUGCUGCACGUGGGCUAUUCGUUAGAGCUGCGCGUUCAGUAUGGGGUAGUCGUCGGCAGCGCCGGCUUUGUAACCUCGAAUGCGGCCCCGGAGCGGGAUCCGGCAUCGUUCAAAGUCUUCGGAAAGGCUUACUCGGGUCCAUGGAACGUGCUCGUGAGUCUGGUGGGCUUCGAAGCCCCACAAGACCGGGGAGUAAUGGUUGGCCCAUUUCUGUGCAGUUCCAUGGGUGGUCGCCAAGCCGCUCCGCCGCUGGAUGGGCUGCCGAGCUGGAGGAAGGUCGACGGAUGGUCGACCACUUCAACGACGGAGUCUGAAACGACCACACCACGCCCUCCAGAAACAACUUCGACACUGCCGAAGACAACUCCCAAGCCUGAGCCGACAACAACGGAAGCUCCAGAGACUACGAAGGCACCUCCCACAACCACCACCACCACGAAAAGCACAACUCCCGAGACGACAGCAACAUUACCCAUCACGACGACAAGACGCACCACGUCAAGCAAAGCAUCGACGACAACGACAACUGCAUCAACCACGGAAUCCACGACUACCGUGCCGCCGACCACCACAGAGACAAAGACAAGCACCUCAACAACAACCACCGUGACAACUACCACCGUCACAACUACGGUUUUGACUCCUGAACUCGUUGGAAGCCAAGCAGCAUCAGAGGCAAGAGCCACAGGCUUGCCUGUCGACGAGCAGGCUGCAGCUGCGGCAAAGGCCGCUGUGGACUUCGCCAGGGAGCGGCAAUACACUUUGCAGCAGCAACUUGAAGUCGCUGGUGCCGUGGCCGCGGCGGCCGUGGCGAGCAGCGGUGGGAGCACGGAGGAGCAAGCUGCCGCAGCAGGCAUCGAGAGUGCCAAAGUUGGAAGUGGCGAUGGCCAAAGCCUGGAGCAACAGGCUUCUUUUGCGGGCCAGGCCGCAGCAGAAGUCGUCAAAAAAGCUCGCGGCUCAGAUGCUGCCCAAGCCGCGGCUGCAGGACAGGCUGCUGCGGCAGUCGCUCGAAGCCAAAACGAAGGCACCGAGAAGCAAGCUGCUCUGGCUGGCCAGGCAGCAGCAGAUGCGGGCAGGUUGGCUGGCAUGACUCCCGAGGAGCAAACUGCUGCAGCUGGCAGGGCAUCGGCCCUGGCGGCAAAAGCAGAGGGCGCGUCUCCCACCGACGUCGGGUUGGACGCCGGCGAGGUGGCAGCCAAAGAAGCUGCAGAGUCCGGCGAGGGUGUUGGUGAGCAGAUCCAGGCAGCAUCACUCGCAGCUGCAGAGGCAGCCAAGUUGGCAGGCGGAUCGGCUUACGAGCAAGCUGCCAGUGCGGGCCUAGCUGCCGCAGAAGCCGCCAGAACGCAGAUCCCGGAGCUGCAAGCCGCAGCUGCAGGCAAGGCCACUGCGGAUGCCGCCAGGGCUGCAGGGAUAUCAGGCGCUGAGCAGGCAAAGCUGGCGGGAGAGUUGGCCUUCAACGUGUCCGCAGUAGCUGGUUUGAAGUUGGAGAAGCAGAUUUGGGCGGCUGGAACAGCUGCAGAGGAAGCUGCCAAAGCAGCUGGCAUGACAGCAGAGGAACAAGCCGCCGCCAAGAGUGCGGCGAGGGCUGCAGCAAAUCCGACGGCGUCUGCUCAGACGACCACAAAGGCGCCAUCUGCAGUCACAAAAGCAGCAAGUCCAGCCCAAAAAUCUCCGCCAGAGAAAGAACGAGAUCCGUUGGAUGCUGGCAAGGAGGCCGCGGAGCAGGCCCAGGCUGCCGGCAAACCCAUGCAGGAGCAGGCGGCAAAGGCAGGGGAGGCUGCCGCGACGUUUGCGAAGGAUCAGCAGUAUACUCCGGCCGAGCAAGUGGAACUAGCUGGUCAGGCAGCGGCCGCAGCAGCGAAAAUUGCGGGUGCGUCCAUGUCCAAGCAAGCAGAAGCUGCCGGCAUCGCUGCAUCGAAAGUCGCUGCUUUGGAUGGGCAAAGCUUGGAGCAGCAGGCUGCAGCCGCUGGCCAAGCUGGGGCAUCCGCCGCGAAGUCCAACGGCGCCUCGGCCUCUGGCCAAGCCGCGGCUGCUGGAGAGGCCGCUGCAGCAGUGGCACGCAUGAACAACGAAGGGUCUGACAAGCAAGCAGAACUGGCAGGGGACGCCGCUGCAGAUAUCGCGCAGACCUUGGGAAUGACUUCAGAAGAACAGACAGCUGCUGCAGGAAAUGCGUCAGCCAGGGCCCUCAAAGCAGAGGGCGCGUCUCCCACGGAUGUUGGGGUAGACGCCGGCGAGGUGGCAGCCAAAGAAGCUGCAGAGUCGGGCAAAGGCGUUGGUGAGCAGAUCCAGGCAGCAUCACAGGCAGCUGCAGAGGCAGCCAAGUUAGCAGGCGGAUCGGCCUACGAGCAAGCUGUCAGUGCUGGCGAAGCUGCCGCAGAAGCCGCCAGAACGCAGAUCCCGGAGCUGCAAGCCGCAGCUGCAGGCAAGGCUGCUGCGGAUGCCGCCGGGGCUGCCGGAAUGUCAGGAGCUAAGCAGGCAGUUCUGGCGGGAAAGUCAGCCUUCAAAGCAGCAGGUCUUGCUGGGAUGACGUCAGACAAGCAGAUCUUGUCAGCUGGCAAAGCUGCGGAGGAAGCUGCCAAAGCAGCUAAUUUGACCGCGGAGCAGCAGGAAUCAGCUAAGGCUGCGGCCAUGGCCGCUGUUAGCCCCACCACCUCGACACAGAAGCCGUCGACGACACAGAUGUCCACCACAAGCUUGACUACGGAGAGCACAACUACGGUGUCAAGAAUUACUCCGGAGGAUGCUGGCAAAGAAGCUGCCGCAGAAGCGAGCGCCUUGGACAAACCCAUGGAGGAGCAGGCUGCUGCUGCUGCACGUGCUGCGGCAAGUGCUGCCAGUGAGCUGCAAUACACUCCCCGCGAACAGGGCGAGGAGGCUGCCAAGGCCGCAGCAGCGGUUGCCAAGGCCAAUGGGGCCUCCGUGGCCAAGCAGGCUGCAGUGGCAGGGGCGGCAACUGCCAAAGUGUCAAGCGAUCAGGGCCAGGCGGUGGAACAACAGGCCUCAGACGCCGGACAAUCUGCAGCAGAAACUGCGAAGUCCGCAGGGGCGGCCGCCUACGAGCAAGCGGCAGCAGCAGGCCAGGCCGCGGCAGCAGCGGCCCAGGCCCAGAGUGAGGGCUCCGAGAAGCAAUCGGAGUUGGCAGGCGAGGCGGCAGCUUCAGCCGCAAAGCUGGCGAACAUGUCCGCUGAGGAGCAAGCCGAAGCUGCAGGGAACGCCUCGGCCAUGGCUGCAAAAUCCAAUGGUGCAACUUCCGUGGAGGUUGGUGUGGACGCCGGGGAAGUGGCCGCCAAAGAGGCUAAGGAGGCCAAGGAGACGGUGGCGGAGCAGAUCGAGGCAGCAGCCGAGGCAGCAGCAGAUGCAGCCAAAGCCACAGGCGCUCAAACCGCUGAGCAAGCAGCAAGUGCCGGCCAGGCAGCGGCCGAAGCGGCCAAGGAGGCCAAUCAGAUCCCAGAGCAACAGGCGGCCGCAGCUGGCAAAGCUGCAGCAGAAGUGGCGAGGGAUGCCGGCAUGUCUGUGGAUGAGCAGGCCGUGGUCGCGGGCACAGCGGCGCUGAAUGCCUCCGCUGCUGCUGGCCUCAACUACAAGGACAAGCUGCGAGCGGCCGGCAAAGCGGCUGCGGUUGCGGCCGAGGCGGCAGGUGCCAACGAGGAGAAACAAUCUGACUUGAAGGUCGAGGUUAUCGCAGAGGCCGCUCGCUUGGUCUCGAAGUCGGCUGGAGGCUCCGCAAAGCAGCAGGCCGCCAGCGCAGGAAUGGCGGCCGCGGGCGCUGCCAAGGACCUGAAUGCCAGCACCGUCCAGCAAGCGGCCAUUGCCGGCAAAGCAGCAGCAGAGGCCGCGAUGGCUGCCGGCGCUGCGGUUGAGGAGGUGGCUGCUUUUGCCGGCCGUGCAGCACAAAAUGCCUCGGCAAGAGCCGGAGAAAGCAGUGAUCGGCAGAUCAAAGCAGCCGAGGACGCAGCGGUGGCGGGCUGCAAAUCUGCUGGCGGCAAAGCCGCCGACGUUCGUGCAGCUCGAGAGGCUGCAGUCGCUGCCGCGAAGGAUGCCAUCUCCGCUAGUGCGCCGAAAAAGAUCACAAAUGCCACCGCCGGCAAAGAGGCGACCACGACCGCGGCUCCUGCCAAGAAUGCGACGAGCCGAGAAUCGGCCAGUACCACCAAGGCAGAGGAGGAAGAUGAAGAAGAGGACGAAGAAGAAGACGAGACUACGCAGAAGGCCACCUCGACCUCGACGACGAAGGCAUCUGAGGAUGACGGGGACGCAGCAACGACGACAAAGGCGCCGGGCAACGAGGCCGACGAAGACGAAGAUGAAGUGACAACCACGCUUGCAGCUUUUCGCAACAGCCAAGGAACAAAGCUACCACAAGCAAGACCACCGCAGAGGCCACAACGACUGCCGAGGCACGGCACGCCGAUGCUGUUCCAAGUAUCUGCCAUCCGACGACUGCGAUCCCAUAGCACAGACUUGAUCGUCACAGGAGUGAAAGGACCAAGACAGUCAAUCCGCCUCCAGGCCAUGUGGGAUUCUAGAUUCGAGGCUCUCUGUGCUUCCAAAUUUUCUUUGUCCUCACUCUGCAAGGAAGCUCCUCUUGGCAAGCCGACCGGCAUGGCGGUUGGGGGCACGGCCCUGCAACGGUCUCCCUGGGUAGCAGAAUGGGGCUGA
Symbiodinium sp. CCMP2456 is the source of this 5211-nucleotide messenger RNA. Lineage: Eukaryota; Dinophyceae; Suessiales; Symbiodiniaceae. The record is from the annotation of a GenBank genome assembly.